Messenger RNA from Condylostylus longicornis, 4145 nucleotides. RefSeq names its product 1-phosphatidylinositol 4,5-bisphosphate phosphodiesterase gamma-1 (gene sl). Gene Ontology annotation, biological process: phosphatidylinositol-mediated signaling; positive regulation of epithelial cell migration; phospholipid catabolic process. Bases 263 to 3922 code for a protein of 1219 amino acids. The transcript has 11 exons. Lineage: Eukaryota; Metazoa; Arthropoda; Insecta; Diptera; Dolichopodidae. The record is from RefSeq and is a predicted model, not a curated record. Gene Ontology annotation, molecular function: phosphatidylinositol-4,5-bisphosphate phospholipase C activity; protein binding.
GUUUAUCAUAAUACUAGAAAACGAUUAAUCUUUGCAAGAGCUAACAAAUUACUAAAAUAUGUAUUAAUUAAUCUUAUCUUUCAAAAUUACUAAUCUGUUCUAAACAAAAAUUGAUAAAAAAUUUGUGUGUUAGAUUCAAGCUUUUUUAUCAUUCUUUUUUGCUUCCAUGGAUAUCAAAAUUUCCUCUUUGAAAAACCCAAAAUAAAAUGUGUGGCAAAAGUAAUACACAGAUAUAUUUUAAUUAGGUCUUAGAGUACAAAAAAUGCUUAGCUGCUUUAGUACGUUAAGUGCUCCCAGCUUGGGGGAAAUGGAACAAACUAUCAAUUUACUUGAGCGUGGAACCAUAAUAACAAAAUUGUAUCCAAAGCAUCGUCCAGAACAGAAAAAACUGAUUUUAGUAAGAGAAACGCGACAGCUGCUAUGGUCGUCGGCAAGUGCAAAUACAAGAACUGAUUUUGAAGGAGCAUUAGAAUUAAGGGAUGUUAAAGAAGUCCGUGUUGGAAAAAAUUCGAAAGAAUUCCGUUGCUUUGUUGAUGAUACAAAAAAGUUUGAUGUAGGUAAAUGUUUUGUUGUUCUGUACGGUCAGUCUUUCAAAUUGAAAACAUUUUCAGUAGUAGCUUUUUCUGAGCAAGAAUGUGAAAAUUGGGUGAAAGGAAUCAAGUACAUGGUAUCAGAUACAAUAAAAGCACCAUAUUCAUUACAGCUAGAACGCUGGCUUCGCAAAGAAUAUUAUUCCAUAGAGAAUGCAAAUUUACACUCUAAUUCCAAAGAGGGUGGAACUGUUACUGUAAAAGAUUUCAAAUCAUUCUUGGCCGGAGUAAGCUGCAAAAUUCCUACAAGUAAGCUUAUGGAAUAUUUUCCAGAAGAUGAUAUUAGGAAGAAAAGUGAUUUGAGAUUUGACGACUUUUCUAGAUUAUACAGAAAUCUGCUAAUGCCAUACAAUUUCAUAAAAGAUUGUUUUGGCGCAGGCUUUAUAUAUUCUAAAGAUGGUGAAAAUGUCACUUUAAAAGAAUUCCAGUCAUUUUUAUUGAAUGAACAAAAUGAUUUAUUGGGAAAGGAUGAAAACGCUAUCUCCAAUUAUAUAUGCAACUUUAUUCAAGAUAUAGAAAGAGAAACACAUGAACCCUACCUAACCAUAGCUGAAUUUGUUGAUUAUUUGUUUUCAAAACAAAAUGAAAUAUGGGACAGUCGUUGCGAUAAAGUUUACAUGGAUAUGAAACAACCGAUGUCACAUUAUUGGAUUGCAUCUUCUCAUAACACUUAUUUAACAGGAGAUCAGUUUUCAAGUGAAUCAUCUAUAGAAGCAUACGCCCGAGCUCUACGUAUGGGAUGUCGUUGCAUUGAAUUAGACUGUUGGAACGGUCCAGAUAAUCUACCUCACAUAUUUCAUGGACACACAAUGACAUCAAAAAUUAAAUUUAUUGAUGUGAUAAAAACUAUUAAAGAACAUGCUUUUGUCACUUCGGAUUUUCCUGUAAUUUUGUCAAUUGAACAAAACUGCUCUUUAGAACAGCAACGAAAUAUGGCCCAAGCAUUAAUUGAUGUUUUUGGUGAUAUGCUUUUAGUUCAACGCGUCGACCGGAAUGAAACUUAUUUACCAUCGCCUUACCAAUUGCGAAAAAAAAUCAUUCUCAAACAUAAAAAACUACCGGAAUUUGAAGAAGGAGCACAGGCAAGAUCUUCAGAUGAAAACGAAAACGUCAGAAAUGUUUUAAAAGAAGGGAAAUUAUUUUUUAAAGAUCCUUGUGAUAAAACAUGGAAUCCAUAUAAAUUUGUGUUAACCCAACAAGAAUUGAUAUACAGUUCAGAAAUUGAAGAAAAUCGAGACGACGAUUUCGAUCAAUCAUUUCCAAGGACGAAAGAAAAUUUAAUAAAUGAUGAGCUUCACUUCGGUGAAAACUGGUUUCAUGGAAGAUUAGAAGGGGGCCGGAAGGAAGCAGAUGACUUGUUAGAAUCUUAUAAACAUCUAGGCGACGGAACAUUUUUAGUAAGAGAAUCGGCUACUUUUGUUGGAGACUACAGCUUGUCCUUUUGGCGAAGAGGUCGAGCAAACCAUUGCAGAAUAAAAUUGAAACAUGAAAACGGAACAACCAAGUAUUAUUUAUUGGAUAAUUUCAUGUUCGACAGUCUUUACAGUUUGAUUAUGUAUUAUCGACAAAACGUGUUAAGAAGCUCUGAAUUUUCAAUAAUGUUACGGGAGCCAGUACCACAGCCAAAAAAGCAUGAAAGUCAAGAAUGGUUUCACUCGAAUACUACUAAAGAACAAGCAGAAGCGGUUUUAAUACGAUUAGAAAUUGGUUCAUUUCUUGUACGACCAAGUGAACAAAAUGCCAAUGCUUUCGUCAUAUCAUUUACUGUCAAUUGUAAAAUAAAACAUUGUAGAAUAAAAGUAGAUGGACGCCUAUAUGUUGUUGGACAAACGCCAUUUGAGAGUUUAGUUAGUUUAGUAAACUACUACAUGAGAAAUCCACUUUAUAGAAAUGUUAAAUUGACUCAUCCAGUUUCAAAAGAUGCUUUACGCAAUAAAUUAGCAAUAAAUAAUGUUGUUAAUGAAGAAAAUGGUAACAAUGGAUGUUCCAGCUACAUGGAUCCCUCUUGCACUGAAGAACGUGUAACUUGCAAGGCUCUCUAUUCUUAUAAAGCAAAUAAACCAGAUGAGUUAUCAUUUGCAAAACAUGCUAUAAUAACUAAUGUUCUUCGUGAUAAUUCAAUGUGGUGGAUGGGAGACUAUGGCGGAAUGAUUCAACGCUUUUUUCCUGCGAAUUAUGUUAAAGUUAUUGAAUCUGUCAGUGAUGAUGCGAGUAGUAACAUCAGUGAUGACGCAAGCGAAUUUUGUACAAAAACCGACUCAAUCGAAAUCCACGGAGCUGUAGCAUCUUUAUAUGAUUCACAUGACGCAGGGAUUCUUUUAAAAAUGCUUAUACAAACACCUAUGAUGCAAAAUAUUUUCGAGAUAGGAUUCGAUAAUCGUGAUCUAGCAUUUGAAUGGGUGCAAGCAAUUCAAGCUGCUGCACAAAUUGCUAGUCAGUUGGAAAAUGAACGUCGUAAAAAAGAAAGAAAUGCGCGUGUGGCCAAAGAAAUGUCUGAUCUCAUAAUAUAUUUUCGUAGUGUUCCGUUUCGUGAAACUAAUUGGGUAUUUUAUGAAAUGUCAAGUUUCCCUGAGACCAAAGCUGAAAAACAAUUUCUUCAACAAAAUACUUUAUUAUUUUUAUCAUAUCAUCGUCAACAAAUCAGUCGAGUUUAUCCUAAAGGGCAACGUUUGGACUCAUCAAAUUUUAAUCCAAUUAAUUUCUGGAAUGUAGGUUCACAAAUGAUUGCAUUGAAUUAUCAAACGGCUGAUAAACCAAUGCAGUUAAAUCAAGCGAAAUUUCGUGAUAAUGGAUCCUGUGGAUAUAUUUUAAAACCAAAUUUUAUGUUUAAUAGUAUUUUUGAUCCAAAUGAUCCAUCAACUUUAAUUGGUGUACCAGAGAAAAUUAUUACAAUUCGUAUUAUAGCAGCGAGACAUUUAUGUAGAUCCGGUAAAAAUAUACCAAAUAAUCCCUUGGUAGCUAUUGAAGUUUUGGGCGCAAGUUUUGAUACUGGAAUAAAGCACAAAACUAGAGUUUUGGACAAUGGUUUUAAUCCUUUUUGGAAUGAAACUUGUGAGUUUACUGUCCGAAAUCCGUACUUUGCUUUACUCAGAUUUGAAGUACAAGAUGAAGACAUGUUUGCUGAAAGGCAUUUUGUUGCACAAGGCACAUUUCCAGUUCAAUGUUUGCUUACCGGUUAUCGAAGUAUACCGCUAAGAAAUAAAUUUAAUGAAGAGCUUGAACUAAGUUCAUUGCUAGUUCACAUAUCAAUUAAAACAAACGGUGUUGAUGAAAAUUGUACUGCGAUUUCUCAAAAUGCAGAACGAAUGUUAACCGAUUUAAGAAUUACUUAAAUAUUUUUAUCAACCAAUAGGCAAAUUGUGAGGACAUAUUAUGUAUAUAAAUGUUAUGCGAGUAAAUUCAGUUUUUUGUAAUAAGAAAAGUUUUUAAAGUAACAAAACUAUAAAUUUAUAUUUUUAUUUUAUUCUAAAAUUAUUUGCAAGAAAAGAGCUUUCUUAUUCUUAUAGGAGCUGAAUUAACUUCAAUACCUACAUUGCUAAAUUUGUAUUUAAUAUA